AUGGACGCGCCUGAACCAUCCCUCAAGGCACUGUUCAGUCAAGCAAAGAAACAGCAAGAAGACUUGGACAACCUCGACCCCCGGAGUGCCACCUUCAAACAUGCACUACAGUCCAUCAUCGACAACCUCGAAAAAUGUCGCAAGUUAAUCCAAGACCUCUCUUUGUUCAGCACGAAUGAAGAAGUGGAAGAUAUCUCCACGCAAGAUCUGCAAUAUCUGACCGUGGACUGUCUCUUGGCAGAAAUCAAGAUCAAAGGAUAUGGGGAAAACAGGCAGUCAUCAUUACGGGAGGCAGCAGGACUCUUCGAACAGUUUUUGACUCGGCUAGAUCAAUAUGGUCUGCUCGGUGCCUCAGAUCGGAAGCUCUACGAACGCUACCUCGAACAGCGCAGUUCAUUCCGGAUAGUCACCUCCAACAGCCAUGAGGAGAAACGCAGGAUCAAGAUCUCUCGCUUCCAGGAAGAAAAGUCCUUGAAGCAGAGACUGCAGUAUCUGAGAGAGGAAUCAGAGAAAUCGAAUGUGGACGACGAGACCAUUCGGAGUUUGUAUUUGGCCGAGAUUGCUUUCCUAGUCAACAAGGCGUUCUCAUCUCUAGAUAUGAUAACACAGGAAUUAGAAAUCUUGGCUCAAAUGCGGCACGCCGAACCAACCAGGCCCGGGCCACCACCUUUAGACCAGAGAGCUCCAACGAGACCGGAUUCCUAUUCAGAGCGUCUAGAUGGACCCGGCACGAUGGCAGGCCUUGGAAAGAGAGGAGGUCCCUUGCUCAGCUCCAGCGGAAAGCCUCUUCAACCAUUCACCCUGACAGACAAGAGAACCCAAUUGCAACAGGGCGUGUUUAGGCCCGGCCACAACCUCCCAACCAUGAGCAUCGACGAGUACCUCGAAGAAGAGAGGCGAAGAGGUGGUAUUAUCGACGGUGGAGGGAACGCCAAUGCACCUCAGCCCGAGCCCGACGAGGAUAACAUGGAGCAAGUUGACGCUGCCACGAUCAAGGCACGAGAGUGGGACGAGUUUGUCGAGGCCAAUCCGAAAGGAGCUGGAAACACGUUGAAUCGGGGGUAA
Molecule: messenger RNA, 1065 nt
Organism: Fonsecaea erecta
Lineage: Eukaryota; Fungi; Ascomycota; Eurotiomycetes; Chaetothyriales; Herpotrichiellaceae
Exons: 3
Coding region: 1-1065 (354 amino acids)
Biological process (GO): regulation of signal transduction; regulation of dephosphorylation
Cellular component (GO): cytosol
Molecular function (GO): protein phosphatase 2A binding
Source: RefSeq, a predicted model, not a curated record